Struthio camelus australis is the source of this 2365-nucleotide messenger RNA. The record is from RefSeq and is a predicted model, not a curated record. NCBI's taxonomy places the organism in Eukaryota, Metazoa, Chordata, Aves, Struthioniformes, Struthionidae.
AACUGCUGAUUGUUCCUUUGCUUCUGCUCUUCUAGCUUAAUUUACUAAACAUAGUUUUGUCUUUUCUUUGUAGUAAUGAAUGUUAUAACAAUUGAAGACUAUAAGAGCACAUAUUGGCCAAAGUUGGACAGUGCCAUAGAUCAGCUUUUAACUCAGAGUCCUGGUGACUACAUCCCUAUCUCCUAUGAACAAAUAUACAGUUGUGUGUAUAAGUGUGUAUGCCAGCAGCAUUCGGAACAGAUGUAUAGUGACCUAAUAAAAAAGAUAACUAACCACUUAGAGAGAGUCUCAAAGGAGCUGCAGAAUAAAUUUUACAUAGAAACCAAGCUUAACAGAGACUUAAAAGAUGACCUUAUAAAGCUGUUUACGGACCAUGUUGCAGAAAAGCACAUUUACAACCUAAUGCCUUUACUUUUGGAAGCUCAGUCAACACCGUUUCAAAUAACUCCUUCAACCAUGGCAAAUAUUGUGAAAGGCCUGUAUACACUAAGACCAGAAUGGGUACAGAUGGCACCAGCUUUAUUUUCAAAAUUCAUCCCAAACAUUCUACCCCCUGCUGUGGAAUCUGAGCUUCAGGAAUACGCUGCUCAAGACCAGAAAUUUCAAAGAGAGCUUAUGCAGAAUGGAUUUACUAGGGGUGACCAGUCACGCAAGAGAGCUGGAGAAGAGUUAACUUACAAUGGCUCAUCAGCUUGUGCAAGCUCCAGGGGGUACAGAUAGUGAAUAUACUGGAUCAGCUUCUAUUCCUAGCCAGAACAGACACUGGAGGAGCGCAGGUGGUAUCCGGAGCCUCCUUUGGCAACUGCUGAUACUCGAGCUCUGACACGAACUAUGCCUCGAAGAAGAGUUUUGGACUUUCUUCUUUAUAUAAUAAAAUGUCAGUUGCUGCUACAAUUGGGAUGACUUUGAAAGACAUGAUUCCUUGGUCUAGUCUCUCAAUAAGUUCUUGUUCUGCGAUUUUGUGAGGAAACGCACCUUGAAAAACAAUCCUUUCAAAGUGGAAACGGGCAGCCGAAAUCAGCAGCUUCCAAAAGUGUUAGAAUGGAAGAAUCUUUUUUGCACUCUUUUCUUAAUAUUAAGGACGUUCUUAAAACUAGUUAACACAUCAGUGUAUUAGUUUUUAAACUUCAAGGUAUUUUCUGGAGCUUUUACUUAAAUAAUAAGAAUAAAGUUUCAUUAUUUUGCAGUAUUUGUUCAUUAGUACAAAAAUGAUGUCACCUUUUAAGAGUUGGUCCCAUAUAAAUGUAUCUUCUGUCAGGGAAUUUUAAAUUUCAGAUUCUCUUGUAUCAGUUUUUUUUGUAACUUCCUCUGUUUUAGAAUCUGUUUUCCUAUGUGUUUGUACUCUGUGCCUUCAGCUUGUGCACUUUGCAACUUUAUAGACCAUAUUUUGUUACUGCAAAAUAUGUUCUUGAGGAAAAGCUUCUGAUGUGAACGAACAUGCUGCAAAGUCACAUACUUCUCUUGCAUCAAUAGGAGAUGAAUUUAAGAAGGAAUGAUGAAAAGUUGAACUUACCACUGUCACUAACAGUGACUUGGUAGUUUGUCCCGUUUUGUUUUUCAUAUGUAUUGGUAUUUAAUGCUGGGACCAACUCUUGUAGAAUCCCCCUCAUUAACUUUUCAUUGGCUUCCAUAAUUGCAAUAGAUUGAGAUGUGAAUUCCAGACUGAAUGAAAUGCUAAGAUAUGUUUUAUACCAUGUUGUACAGAAACAACUGUCACGGCUAAAUUUUUUUAGGAUGGAUCGUGGAUAAAAUUCUCCUGUCUAGUAGGUCUACAAAGCGCAUCUCCAUUGGCACAAAGCAGACUUGCACAUCGUUGUCAGAGGAUAAUGGUACCUGUCCAAGAUCACUUUGUGGCUCCUGUGCCUUUUCCCUUCUUUAGAUGAUGUGAGGGGGGCAUGAUAGUAGAUGUAGUCAGUGUAUCCCUGCAUUGAAUUGCCAGAAACGCACAACAGAAACGGCAAGUUACAAAUGUGGCAUAAUGCAUCCAUAUGUACCCAUCACCCUCCCUACUUCCAGUCUUGUGUGAACUUAGCUGGGAUCCAGCUGAGGAGAUCUGAGAUCCAGUAGAUCUGGACCUAUGAUCUGAAUCUUAACGAUUAUAACAUCUGUUUUAAUCAGUAGAAUGGCUAAUGCAAUUCGUUUGAGAGGAGAAAUGUUCUUGAAAGAGCAGCUUGACUACAGAUUUUUUUUUUUUUAUUAACUGGUGACUACGGAUUUAUUUUUCAUCAGCUUUUGUUAUGAAGAGAAAUGAGUUGGUUAUGUAAGACCUUUCUGAAGUGAAACAGAUGUUCAGUUUUGUUUCGCACAACUGUUAUGUUUGUAUUAAAAAAACAAAACACAAAAAAAACCCUUUAUGCUUGCAUAA